CAGGGCAGUUGCAGCAAUUGCCCAAUCAAAGCCUAUAUAACUAGCUGUCAGCUCGGCCCAAAUAUCCCUUUCUUGGACACGAACUACACAAUUUAAUCUGAAUUUCUUCAACCUCAUCCGUACAACUCCAUAGACGUUUGCUUUGUAUCACACUUCGAUUUUGGACAUAUCACUAUGUCGGACCAAAAAGAUCAAACGAUCGACAUCACGGUCGAUUUUUCUGGCGGCCUCGAAAUUCUCUUCUCCAACCAGAAACAUCAUGCUCUCUCAGUACCAGCCCAUGACGCCCAAGGCAAGCCAGCAAACGUCGGCUUUCUCAUCAACUAUCUUUGUCAGACGCUCAUGGCCGACCCACGCGCUGAUCUCUUUGUGCUUGGUGGUGAACUCCGCCCGGGUAUCUUGUGUCUAAUCAACGACAGUGACUGGGAGCUGGAAGAGGAAGAUGCCUAUGUGCUUCAGCCAGGAGACAAUAUCCUCUUUAUCUCUACGCUUCACGGUGGUUAGUGCACCAAGUGAUGACGGUUGGGGGUUUGAUAGACAGCGGAGCGAUUAUAUAUGCAGUCAGUUUCUACACCGCGAUGAGUAGUACUCUGAUAUUUGAGAAAUGUGGCUCAGUUGUG
Messenger RNA from Neurospora hispaniola, 620 nucleotides. RefSeq names its product ubiquitin-related modifier 1. The transcript has 4 exons. Gene Ontology annotation, molecular function: protein tag activity. The record is from RefSeq and is a predicted model, not a curated record. Gene Ontology annotation, cellular component: cytoplasm; nucleus. Lineage: Eukaryota; Fungi; Ascomycota; Sordariomycetes; Sordariales; Sordariaceae. The coding region runs from base 175 to 504 and encodes 109 amino acids. Gene Ontology annotation, biological process: tRNA thio-modification; protein urmylation.